UUUUUUUUUAUUUGCAGUAAAAGUGAAUCAUUUCGUGUCCAACAGAAGUGCGCAACGAUGUUUGGUCGAGUAUCUUUCGUGUUUUUGCUUCUGGGGCUGUUAUGCGAUGUGGCAUCGAAAGCCAAGGUGUCCAAGAAGUCUACCCGGAGCCGACAGUGUUUGGACUUACCGGAGGAGAUCCUCGAGCAGAUGUUUGGGCGGCUUUCGGUGGGAGUCCUGAGUGCGUUCCACCACACUCUACAGCUUGCACCAUUGGAGCGGCAGAAUCUCACCUGCCCGUCAGCGGGACGCCCUGUCCCCGACAGAAAGUCUCGGAUCCCCGUCAACCUUCUCAGCCUGUCACCCUGGGCAUACAGGUAGGAAUACAUGGGUCUAAAUGUCAGGUGGGCCACAGUAAUUAUGAAUGGGUCAAUAGAAUUAUCUAUGUUUCUCCUUCAACAGGAUCUCCCACGACCCCGCCAGGUAUCCCAGGUUCAUACCCGAGGCAUAUUGCUUGUGUAAAGGCUGCCUGAUAGGACCGUUUGGUCAGGAGAGCAACCAGUACCGCAGCACCCCUGUGUACAUGCCCUCGGUCAUCCUGCGACGCACAGGGUCCUGCGUCGGGGGGCGCCACUCAUACACAGAGAGCUACGUAUCUGUGGCCGUGGGGUGCACCUGUGUUCCCCUGUUGGAGAAGGAUAGAGAUGCGCAGAGCAGCAACCAGAGCCUGGAGAGAGAACAGCCAAAAGCUGGCGAGCUCAGCUCCAACGACAAGAACAUAUAAACUAUCCAUGGACAGCAAGGCAAUAGAAUAAAGGGCUGUAUAAUUUGUAUGAAAAUGUAUGGUUGGCUGUAUAACACAACACAGUGUCCCUAGCAGCAGCAGCUUUUGAACAGUAAUAUAACUCUUGACACACACUGCCACCUGCUGGUGAAUGGAAUUAUAUUACAUGAUCAUCUAAGCAUGUUUCCUGCCCCUCCCUGCAAAUGACAUCUGACAGGUUUUUAUAACUGUUUUUUUUUCUGUGUAUAUAUGAGAUAUUAUUUACACUGAGGUCAAGCAUACAUGAAUACCAUUACUCACUUCAUAAUUCCGUCAUAAGGGAUAAGAAAUACUAUUAAAAACAAGCCUCCCAGUCUUUUACCAUGGUCCCCAAAAUGAAACC
Molecule: messenger RNA, 1145 nt
Organism: Coregonus sp. 'balchen'
Lineage: Eukaryota; Metazoa; Chordata; Actinopteri; Salmoniformes; Salmonidae
Source: the annotation of a GenBank genome assembly